UGAACCCGUUUCAUAAAGGAAAGUUGAUCCUUGCUGGACAAUGUUGAACAAAACGACACUUGAAAACCGCUACAACUGCAGCUAAACAGCGUUGUUAUUGGUUUUUGAAAGACGUAUCUGGGUGUGACCAGUUUAUCUGUAGCAGUAAUGCUGGCCAACAGUUUAGGCCAACAGCUGGGUCGCCCCACUAACUCUGUAGCUGGAUGGAUGGUAAGCAAGCUCAUCUUCUGGCGCAACAAGGUGCUGGAGGAGAAUGCUGUGAGGCUGUGUGCAAUCCAGCCGGAUGACACUGUCCUGGAGGUGGGGUAUGGGCCGGGCCUUGGGCUGGAGGCAGCUGCCCCCCUCAUUUCCGGCCCCAGGGGGAAGCUGAUUGGGGUGGACUAUUCAGAGUAUAUGUACAAGGUAGCCAGCAAGAGGAUGAAGGACCACAUUUCCAGCGGGAAAGUGACCCUCCAUCACGGCAAUGUGGUGGCCAUGCCUUUGCCCGAUGGCAGCGUGGACAAGGUCUUCCAUUGCAACUGCUACUACUUCUGGCCUGAACUGCGAGCAGGGACAUCAGAAAUACACAGGGUGAUGAAACCAGGAGGUCUUAUGGUGACAACCCUCACACUUCACCGAGUGGCCUACCUAGCAUCCAAGGGGGUCAUGCCAGGAGAGAAUUGGCGUCCUGAGGCCUUCAUUGAAGCCCUCCUAGCCACUGGAUUCACAGACAUUCGCUUGGAGGACAAGGCAGACAAAGGAACAACUUUUCAAGCCAUUUUCGCCACUGCAUCGAAGUGAAUGAUGACAGACUGUCCAGAAUGGCAGUAAACAGUAAAAGAUGGGCUUAGCAUUCAAGGAUAUAUUCAUUGGUCAUGUGAUUCUGCAGCUUGAUGAAUGGUUAUGCUUUCUGAAACAGCAAUCAGUACAAACAUGUAUGACAUCACAGAGUAUUACAUGUAAAUGUUACGUGGUAGUCUUUGUUGUACCUGUAAAGAUUCAUAAGUGUAGCAAUUAUAAAAUAAAUCAAAGUCUAUUUGGAAUUUGUAAAGUUUAUUUUUAUUAUCGAAAAUCCCCUCUUUGAUGCCAUUGUCUUUGUAAAACAAAUAAAAGCACACAAAUA
Megalops cyprinoides (Indo-Pacific tarpon) is the source of this 1102-nucleotide messenger RNA. RefSeq lists its product as uncharacterized. Gene Ontology annotation, molecular function: sterol 24-C-methyltransferase activity. The coding region runs from base 148 to 780 and encodes 210 amino acids. The transcript is spliced from 3 exons. The record is from RefSeq and is a predicted model, not a curated record. Lineage: Eukaryota; Metazoa; Chordata; Actinopteri; Elopiformes; Megalopidae. Gene Ontology annotation, biological process: sterol biosynthetic process. Gene Ontology annotation, cellular component: endoplasmic reticulum.